GUCAGGUGAAGACAUCAUACCACACAACCUCACUCCCUCCCAAUCAAUAAUAUUAUAUGGUAUAAGUGGCGUACUAUCUCACCUAUCGGCAUACCCGACUGAGCCAGCCUCACUGUGGUAUGUCCAAUAAUUUUGGUGGAGAACCAAUAUUUCCCAUUUACCAAGACAAGGCUGAAUGAGGGGCAGAUGGGCAUCUGCAUCUGCGACGGCAAUACCACAGCGAUUUCGGAGACUAGAACUUUCGACUCAAUCAUACUUCUUGCUCAUACUUCUUUUGUCAGAUAAUAUCUCUUAAUAUAUCAGCAGAUUGCAGAAACUACGCAUUAGCAUCCUAUCCAGUCGGGAAAAAAAAAAUUCCGACUCAUAAAAACCCGCAGCCUCGCCAUCCCCGUAGCUAUGGGUCAACCAACCUAUAUAAUCCUCGGCGGAGGAGUCAUCGGCCUCACCACAGCCCUAACCCUCCAAAAUCACUCCCCAAGCGCGCGCAUCUUGCUCCUCGCGCACCACCUCCCCGGCGACCUAGCACUCACAUAUGCCUCUCCCUGGGCGGGCGCGAACUGGCUAAGCGUGGCGACUGAUGGAGGGCGCGCAGAGGUGCGGGAUGCGGUUACGUUUGUUAAGUUUGGGGAGCUGGCGGAUGGGAGGCCCGAGGCGGGGGUGAAGAGGAUGCCGAUUCGGGCGAUGUUUGAUAAGGAGAGAGAGGAGGCGGGGGUGCUGAGUCCGGAUGGGAAGAUUUGGUACGAGGAGCUUGUGGGGGGGUUGAGGGAGGUAAAGGAGUUGCCUGAGGGGGUGAAGUUUGGGUAUGAGUUGGAUACUUUUGUGGUGGAUGUUACGACGUAUUUGCCUUGGCUUCUUACGGAGGCGAUUAAGGCUGGUGUAGAGGUUCGCCGAAAGGUAAUUGGGGACAUCAAGGAGGUGUUUGAGGAGUUUCCGGAAGCAGAGGGGUUCGUGAACUGCACAGGAAUAGGCAGCUAUAGCCUCAAGGGAGUCGAGGAUAAGGAACUUUACCCAACUAUGGGGCAAGUCAUACUCGUCGAGAGCCCGAAGACGCCAAUAGAGAAGAUGUACUUCCGCUCGCCACAACGGACGCACUCAGAUACCACCUACGUCUUCCCUCGUGGCAAGCAUGGAGGCGUCAUCCUAGGCGGCUGCAGACUGGAUGGCGUGUGGACGGGAGAAGUGAACCUUGAUCUCGCGGAAGACAUCAAGAGGCGCUGCUGUGAGCUUUGUCCCGAGCUGGGAAAGCCAGAGGAUUUGAAGGUCAUUAAGCAUGGUCUUGGGCUGAGGCCGAGCAGAAAGGGAGGGGCGAGGGUAGGGAGGGAGGCUAUGGAUGGGAGGACUGUCGUCCAUAGUUAUGGUGCUGGAGGUGCUGGGUACCAGGCCUCGUGGGGGACAGCGAAGGAAGCAGUUGACCUGCUUCUCCAACUUCGGCAGUCUAAUCUAUGAUGAGAACGCUGAAGGACAUUUUUCGUCAGGAUCGAACCUUGGAUUUGUUCGUUGAACCGACACGCAACAUACUGAAUUUGGGGCCAUUUGCGCAGUAUUAUACACUCCAUAUCAUG
Messenger RNA from Pseudogymnoascus destructans, 1562 nucleotides. RefSeq lists its product as uncharacterized. Lineage: Eukaryota; Fungi; Ascomycota; Leotiomycetes; Thelebolales; Thelebolaceae. Gene Ontology annotation, molecular function: FAD binding; D-amino-acid oxidase activity. The transcript is spliced from 4 exons. Bases 397 to 1446 code for a protein of 349 amino acids. The record is from RefSeq and is a predicted model, not a curated record.